This is a messenger RNA of Fomitopsis serialis, 741 nucleotides long. RefSeq lists its product as uncharacterized. The transcript is spliced from 2 exons. Bases 181 to 558 code for a protein of 125 amino acids. The record is from RefSeq and is a predicted model, not a curated record. Lineage: Eukaryota; Fungi; Basidiomycota; Agaricomycetes; Polyporales; Fomitopsidaceae.
ACGGACACGGUUUCUCGGUCACCUAUCGUGCACGCAGCACCACUGCGUGAGUUUGGGUUAGCUACGCACCUCCGGAGGGUCUGCUACGGUAGCACCUCAGCGGGCUAAUGGGUGAGUUCUCGAUUCUCCUCCCUCCCCACUCCCCCGUCUCCGGUGGCGCGCUGGUACUUGUAUACCGCGAUGCCGCCGCCUCCCUGCAACCUCGCGUUCUCCUCGAGCUCUCGUACUCGUCUGACGGGUCAUCGAUACCGACCGAUCCAUCUACCCUUCGCUACCGUGGAUCCUCGCAUCUACAUGGCCCGUACUACUGAUUGCAUCUACGUAUAUGCCCAGCCUUCACAACAUCCCUGGCCUCCGAUGCUCUCGCAGGAAGAACAACGUGUGGUUGUAAGAUUCCGCGCUGCAUCUUCGGAGCCUCGGCAGUCCGCGCAUUGCUCGCGGAGCGGGAUACGACUCUCCUGUGCGUCACGGACACCAUCUGUGGGUGAACGUGGUGCAUCUGGGAUUGUACGGUCAAGGCCGCACGUUUGCUCCUUUAGUUGGACACGGCAGGGGUGACGCAUCAGGCUCCGUGGCGGUUGAUCGCGGUCUGACCAUCAAGCGAGCGCGAACAGGCAACGUAUCUCUUCACUCCCAGCUGGCUGCACUGGUCACGAUGCUGCAGCGCAGACUACUUCUCGUUCGCUCUGGUUGUGCUGGCCGUCAAACAUCCAGGCCGACAACCGGUAUUGUACCCCCAAU